Molecule: messenger RNA, 1410 nt
Organism: Dromaius novaehollandiae (emu)
Lineage: Eukaryota; Metazoa; Chordata; Aves; Casuariiformes; Dromaiidae
Gene: VDAC3
Product: voltage dependent anion channel 3
Exons: 9
Coding region: 83-991 (302 amino acids)
Biological process (GO): monoatomic anion transmembrane transport
Cellular component (GO): mitochondrial outer membrane
Molecular function (GO): voltage-gated monoatomic anion channel activity
Source: RefSeq, a predicted model, not a curated record
AGGGCGGCGGGCGCGCCGCCCCGGGGGGAGGGGGCGCGCAGGUUAGCGGUGCGCGUGCGCGGUGUCGUCAGCGGCGCGGCGCAUGCGGGCCUGGGGGGCGCCGAGACCUCUCCGCGGAGCUGUGCGGCCUGCAGACCCAAUGGCUGUCCCACCAUCAUACUGCGACUUGGGAAAAUCUGCCAGGGAUGUAUUCAAUAAGGGAUAUGGAUUUGGAAUGGUCAAGUUAGAGCUGAAGACCAAGUCUUCCAGUGGAGUGGAAUUUACUGCAACUGGGUCUUCCAAUACGGACACAGGCAAGGCUUCAGGGAGUCUAGAGACCAAAUAUAAGAUCCAAGACUGUGGACUUACAUUCACCCAGAAGUGGAACACAGACAACACACUGGGAACAGAAGUGUCUGUGGAGGAUCAGUUGGCUGAAGGAUUGAAGGUGGCCCUUGACACUGUAUUUGUACCAAACACAGGGAAGAAGAGUGGAAAGUUGAAGACCUCCUACAAAAGAGAAUAUGUAAAUCUAGGCUGCAACAUAGACAUUGAUCUCUCUGGACCAACCAUCUAUGGCUGGGCAGUGCUAGGCUAUGAAGGCUGGCUUGCUGGCUACCAGAUGGCUUUUGAUACAGCCAAGUCUAAGCUGUCACAAAAUAACUUUGCCUUGGGAUAUAAGGCAGGAGACUUUCAGCUGCACACUAAUGUGAAUGACGGCACUGAGUUUGGUGGGUCUAUUUAUCAGAAGGUUAAUAAUAAGGUUGAGACAUCAGUAAAUCUUGCAUGGACUGCUGGCAGUAACAAUACACGGUUUGGUAUUGCUGCCAAGUACCAGCUGGAUGAGAAGACCUCCCUUGUGGCCAAAGUGAAUAAUGCCAGCUUGAUUGGAAUUGGUUACACUCACGCCCUUCGACCUGGUGUAAAGUUGACUCUCUCAGGUUUGAUUGAUGGCAAGAAUUUCAGUGCUGGAGGUCACAAAGUUGGGUUGGGCUUUGAGCUGGAAGCUUAACGCAGUUUUGAGUAAAGCAACAGAUAGGCCCUGAGAGAUGAAGAAAAAGUAUACCCAGAGGGUUUGGCCUUAACAUUACUCUGAAAUUUCAAGAAGUGUGAACUUUUACUCUUCCAAAGAAUUGCUUUAACCCAACACUGAAGCCCAGAAGGUGCAAACACCUCAAAGGAAGAUACUUGAAGGCAUGCAUGGAAGUUGUAAUGUUUGUGCCACAUUCCACUUUUUAAUGUUUUAAUUGGGCUCCUAAAGACAGCAUAGCAUCUUGUUACAAAGGAAGAAAAUCCCACAUCUCCCCUCUAGUAUAUUGCAUCCUGCAUGUCUUACACUUCACAACCUUUUAUAGAAAUCGUCUCUGUGUUGUAGUGGAAACUUUGGUUCUUCAUCAGAACAAAAUAAAACCAGUCACAGUUGGAACAUAA